This is a messenger RNA of Emiliania huxleyi CCMP1516, 531 nucleotides long. RefSeq lists its product as hypothetical. NCBI's taxonomy places the organism in Eukaryota, Haptophyta, Isochrysidales, Noelaerhabdaceae. The annotation marks the transcript as partial. The record is from RefSeq and is a predicted model, not a curated record. The transcript has a single exon.
CAUCGGACGUGGCUAGGAGGUCAUCGGACGUGGCUAGGAGGUCAUCGGAAGUGUCUUGGAGGUCAUCGGACGUGGCUAGGAGGUCAUCGGAAGUGUCUUGGAAGUCAUCGGACGUGUCUUGGAGGUCCUCGGAAGUGUCUUGGAGGUCAUCGGAAGUGUCUAGGAAGUCAUCGGACGUGGCUAGGAAUUCAUCGGAAGUGUCUUGGAGGUCAUCGGAAGUGUCUAGGAGGUCAUCGGACGUGUCUUGGAGGUCAUCGGAAGUGUCUUGGAGGUCAUCGGAAGUGUCUUGGAGGUCAUCGGAAGUGUCUUGGAGGUCAUCGGAAGUGUCUAGGAGGUCAUCGGAAGUGUCUAGGAGGUCAUCGGAAGUGUCUAGGAGGUCAUCGGAAGUGUCUUGGAGGUCAUCGGACGUGUCUUGGAGGUCCUCGGACGUGUCUGGAGGUGUGUUCAGAAGUGUCCUCGGAAGUGCCAUCCGAAGGGCAUCGGAAGUGUCAAAGACGUGUGAAGUGCAUCGGAAGUGUCAAAGACGUGUGA